UAGCUAUACAACUGCUUUAACGUUACCCUCGCCAACAUGACCCACUAACGUUGCACAGCUGACGCGAUUGAUUUUUCCGCGACGUCUCGCGCUUAACGUUAGUGCGUCGCCAUCAUCGAGUCCUCUUGGUUUGUAUGUGCGUGCGUGUGCGUCCUUCAUUCAUUUAGGGUUAUCGGCCAUCGCCGUUGACGCCUCGUAAAACGCUACUAUUCAAAGGACUAAACAAAAACCUAUUCCACAGUACGACAUAACAAUAACAUACAAUUACACUUAAGAGUCAAGGCUUUUACCACAAAAAUGCCAGUCUGUAAACAAGACGAAACCCUUAGGGCUUUAGCCCUUCUGGAAGACUAUCAUGCCAAACUCUCCACUGUACCCAAUAAUGAUCUACAAGUCGUUAUGAAGAUUGUGAUCAGCGUCUUUAAGUCUAGGCUUUUUCAGGCUCUUGUUGAUAUACAAGAAUUUUAUGAAUUGGCACUUCAAGAUGAAAGUCAUUCUGUAACAGAUGAAGAUAUAUCAAUUGCACAAAAAUAUAUAUUGGAUCAAUUUGAUGCUAAAGUUGGUUUGAAUGAUCUUAAUUUUCAACCCUUGGAAACUGAAUGUCAACGCGAUUAUAAAAAGAAAGAAUUUGUGGAUAUAAGUUGUCAAAUUAAUGGGCUGAGUGGACAUACUGGAAAUCAGUCUUGUGGCGAUGCUACUGAACAAGAAUCUAAUCUUGAAACUGAUGAUGAAACUGAAUAUUGGGAAUAUGAUAAAAUAACAGUUGAAAGGGGCUCUGGUGGCCUAGGCUUCAGCAUUGCUGGUGGUGUGGAUUCAGAAUCAUUAGUUCUUGUGACUCGAGUUAGUCCAGAUAUUGGUGCAACUGGUCUUCGUGCUAAUGAUAUUAUUUUAAAAGUGAAUGAUCAGUCGUUGGAACAUGUACCUCAUAGUUUUGCUGUAGCUGCUCUUAAAAAUGCUGGAGAUGUUGUUACACUGCAUGUAAAACGACGUAAAAAGGAUGCAUUUGUUGAACCAGAAAAAUCAUAUACAGUUACAGAGAUUGAAUUAGAAAAAGAGGAUGGUGGUUUUGGUUUUACAAUAGCUGGAGGUGUUGGUAAUGUUCAUUUACCUGGAGAUAGUGGAGUAUAUGUUACAAAGAUCUUAGAAGGUGGUGCAGCUCAUAAAGACAGUCGUAUGGAAGUAGGUGAUAAAUUGAUUGCUGUUAAAAAUACGCUGAAUGGUGAUGUAGACUUAGAAAAUGUAACUCAUGAAGAAGCAGUUGCUGCUCUUAAAGAAACUGGUGAUAAAGUAACACUUGUCAUUGUGAAAGAGUCUCUUAGCAUGCGUUAUAUAAAACCAAAAACACCAAUUAAAUCCAGCAUUUCAUCAAAAUCGAGCAGUGAAAAUUUAUCAUUAAUGCUUGAAAAAGUAGCCACUAUUCGAAGGUCUGAUGAAGGGUUAGGAUUUAACAUUAUUGGUGGGGAAGAUAAGGAAGGUAUUUUUAUUUCUUAUGUGGCACCUGGUAGCCCAGCUGAUCAAAAUGGGAUUUUAGAACCAGGUGAUCGUAUUUUAAGUGUUAAUGCAAUUGACAUGCAAAAUGCCACACAUGAUGAUGCCGCUAUAGCUUUAAAAGGCGAUGGUCCAAUUGUUACUAUUGUAGCUCAACAACGACCUGUAGAAUAUCAUAGGCUCCAAAUUAAAUUAGCAGACAUUAAAGAACAAAUAAUGAAAAAAGCUAUUGUAUCUUCAAGCACAUUACCAAGACCUUCACAAAAAUUACAGUUAUUUGUCAGGGCUUUGUUUGAUUAUGAUCCAAACCGGGAUGAUGGCCUACCAAGUCGUGGUAUAUCAUUUACAUAUGGUAGUAUACUACACAUACUUAAUGCUAAUGAUGAUGAAUGGUGGCAAGCUAAGAAGUUAGUUCCAGCUGGUGAAGAGGAUCGUAUUGGUAUUGUACCUUCAAAAAAACGUUGGGAACGAAAACAAAAGUCAAGGGAUCGUACAGUUAAAUUUCAAGGUCAUGUUCCAGUUCUUAUUGAUAAAACUUCUACUCUGGAAAAGAAAAAGAAAAAUUUUGCUUUAAGUCGAAUGUUUCCAUUCAUGCGUAGUAAAGCAGAUCGUUUAGAAUGUACUGGAACAGACCAAGAUCAUUAUAUGCUUUGUUACACUCAUGAAGAUCCAACAUCUGAAGGUAUUAAUUUAAGCAGCAUAAGCAUAAUUGAACUACUUGUUGAAGAACCAACUUUACCAUAUGAAUCUGUUGUUAAGAAAACAUUAAGCUAUAGUCGCCCUGUCAUUGUAGUUGGAAUUUACAAAGACAAAAUAAACGAUCAUCUUAUAUCAGAAUAUCCAGAAGAGUUUGGAUCAUGUGUACCUCACACAUCAAGAGAAAUUCGGCCUGGGGAAGUUGAUGGUGUCCAUUAUCAUUUUAUUAAAUCACGUGAACAAAUGGAACGUGAUAUUAAAGAACAUUUAUUUAUUGAAGCUGGUCAGUUUAAUGAUAAUUUAUACGGAACAUCUCUAGCUUCAGUCCAAGAAGUUGCUGAACAAAAUAAACAUUGCAUUCUUGAUGUAAGCUCCAAUGCUAUUAAACGUCUGCAAGCAGCUGACCUAUAUCCUAUUACUAUAUUUAUUAAAGCAUCUUCUCUUGAUUUUAUAAUGAAAAUCAGUGAUAAAAUGACUGAAGACCGUGCAAAGAAAAUUUACGAUCAAGAAAUGAAAGUUGAACAAGAUUAUUAUGAAUAUUUAACAGCUAUAAUAAAAGGUGAUUCGUUUGAAGACAUUUUUGAAAAAGUAAAAAAUGUUAUCGAUGAACAUUCAGGACCUGAUGUGUGGUUACCAAAUAAAGAUCUAACUAUCUGAAAUUAACAUACUAGAAAGUAGUAAUUAUUGUAAUUGAAAAGAAAAAUGCAUAAGUAUCUUAUUACUUAAGAUGCAUUUAGGUAUAGAUUUUCAAAAUUUGAUUAUUUAUACUAUACUAUAGUCUGCAAAAUAAUAAUAAUAAUAAUAAUAAUACAGGUAACAUUUACAGGUUCUUUUAACCACACACGCACAAAAAAAAUGAAAACAUUAUUUCAAUCCUACCAUAUACACUUAACUGUUUAUUAAUUCUACAACUAAGGAACAAAUAUUUACUUGCAGUAUUAAGAUAGAGUAGGUAGUAAAAAUAAUUAUUAUACAUUUUAAUACCAGUGGAAUUUUGGUUAAAACUAAUUUGAAUAAUUAAUUUUAACAAAAAUGGCUUUAGUUCUUUGUUCUAAGCAGUUCAUUAUAAUAAUUAUCUUCCACUUAUUUAUUAUAAUGUAAUGUAUAGUUCUAAAAAAUUAUUUUAUUUUGGCCACAUUAAAAAUAAUUUUAUGUAUUAUUUUUAAACCUCUGAAAACUAAAAUCUUCAUAAUAAUGUGGUUACCAAUAACUAUUACAGUGGUUGGUCAGUACAAAGUUUAUUGGUUUGAAAAUUAUUAAACUAAAUUUUAUAGUAUAGAAAAAAAUAAUUGUUUAAAAAAAAAAAUGUUUAAGUAAAUUUCAGGUUUAGAAGAAAUA
Molecule: messenger RNA, 3522 nt
Organism: Melanaphis sacchari
Lineage: Eukaryota; Metazoa; Arthropoda; Insecta; Hemiptera; Aphididae
Product: disks large 1 tumor suppressor protein-like
Exons: 19
Coding region: 298-2841 (847 amino acids)
Biological process (GO): chemical synaptic transmission
Cellular component (GO): postsynaptic density membrane; neuron projection; neuromuscular junction
Molecular function (GO): protein binding
Source: RefSeq, a predicted model, not a curated record